Messenger RNA from Cimex lectularius (bed bug), 473 nucleotides. RefSeq lists its product as uncharacterized. Gene Ontology annotation, molecular function: chitin binding. The transcript has 2 exons. Bases 75 to 323 code for a protein of 82 amino acids. NCBI's taxonomy places the organism in Eukaryota, Metazoa, Arthropoda, Insecta, Hemiptera, Cimicidae. The record is from RefSeq and is a predicted model, not a curated record. Gene Ontology annotation, cellular component: extracellular region.
GAGAUAAUUCUCAAGUGGGUUUAAAUGUAUAAAAGCAAUUUGCACAAAUAUUGGUAUUGAUUCUUCAGGAAAAAAUGAUGAAAGCAGGACUCUUAUUUUUGGCCAUCAUCGGCUUGUCUCUUGCGUUCUAUUGCGAAGAGAAGAAGACCUAUGACUCGCCGGACGAGGAAAACUGCAGAUACUACCACCACUGUGAAAGUGGAGAGUCGUCCGAAGGAGCAUGCUUCAUCUUCUUCAGGAAGUUCAACCCUGUGACACUCAAGUGCGAUUGGGCCUGGAACGUUGACUGCACUGCCAAACCGGCCAAGCUUCCUCCUUCAUGAAAUGUGUUUUUUUAUGUAUUGCAUUUGAAAAUAUAAGAGCACAUUGUACAAUGUCUUUUAAAUAUGUAAUUCGGCCAAUUCCAACAAUUUUGUUAUAACUUAUCAAACAUGAAAUCAAUAAACAUUUAAAAAUAGUUAUUUUAAAUUUAA